AUGGCAUCUGAUAGAAAUCUUACCUCGAAUACUCCACAAUUUUCAAUAAAUAAUGAUAAUGAAGAUGUUUCAUCAGAUUAUAAUAAUACUAGAAAUCCUUUUGCUGAUGAAGAAGGUGAUAUAAGUUCUUUUUCAUCAUCAUCACAAAACCAAAGAAUAAAUAAUCAUAAUAUUACUGGGAAUCAACAGCAAAAUAAUAAUCAACAUCAUUUAGAUUCAGAGUACGGAAAACCAUUUAAUGCAUAUAGUGGAUAUUACUCAAAUGGUGGCAGUUCAAAUUUAUUAAUACAUGAAAAUUCAAGUUCUGAUGAAACAAGACUAUUAAAUAAAGAUUAUAAUAAUAGUAAUCGAUUAAAUCCUUCAAGUCCUGCUGAAUUCGAUAGAUAUCCAUCAAUGGCUGGUUCAAGGGUUGUAUCAUCAACUUCAUUAGCAUCUCAAUUAUAUAAUCAUCAAGAAAAAACCAAUAGCAAUACUAAACAACAACUGUAUAUGUUUAAUUCACCUUCAUCAAAUUCAUUAGAUGAUUCAAGUUCAAGUAAAUCAUCAAGUCCAUAUCCAAAUGAUUUCAGUCCAUUUGGUGGAUAUCCAGCAUCAUCAUUUCCAUUAAGUAUAGAGGAUAAAGAACCAGAUGAUUAUUUACAUAAUCCAGAUCCAGUAAAAGAUGCUGAAUAUGACAAGAAUAGAUUUAUACAUGACUUGAAAAAUUUGGAUAAAAGAUCAACUGGUGGUUUAAUUGGUUUAAUAAUACUAGGUUUAGCAGCACUAGUAAUAUUUAUAGUAUUACCUGCAGUAACAUAUUCAGGUGCAACAAAUCCUUAUCGUCCUCAAACUUAUGAAAUUUUAACUCAUUACUCAUAUCCAAUGUUAAGUGCUAUAAGACAAUCGUUAAUUGAUCCUGAUACUCCAGAAGAUGCAUUAACUUUAAAAUCGAAAAACGGUGAUUCUUGGCAAUUAGUAUUUAGUGAUGAAUUUAAUGCAGAUGGUCGUACAUUUUAUGAGGGUGAUGAUCAAUUUUUUGCAGCUGCAGAUUUACAUUAUGAUGCUACAAAAGAUUUGGAAUGGUAUGAUCCGGAUGCUGUAACUACUGCAAAUGGUACUUUAGUUUUGAGAAUGGAUGCAUUUAAAAAUCAUGAUUUAUUUUAUAGAUCAGGUAUGGUUCAAAGUUGGAACAAGAUGUGUUUCAGUCAAGGUAGAAUUGAGUUAAGUGCAAGAUUGCCAGAUUAUGGUUAUAAAACAGGGUUAUGGCCAGGUUUAUGGACCAUGGGAAAUUUAGGAAGACCAGGUUAUUUAGCAUCAACAGAAGGUGUUUGGCCUUAUAGUUAUGAUACUUGUGAUGCAGGUAUAACACCUAAUCAAUCAUCUCCUGAUGGAAUAUCUUAUUUACCAGGCCAGAGAUUAAAUUCAUGUACUUGUCCAGGAGAAUCACAUCCAAAUAGAGGUACAGGAAGAGGAGCACCAGAAAUCGAUGUUAUUGAAGGUGAAAUUAUGACAGAAGAUGUUAAAACAGGUAAAGCAGGUAACGGUGUUGCUUCACAAUCUUUACAAUUAGCUCCAAUGGAUAUCUGGUAUAUGCCAGAUUAUAAUUUUAUUGAAAUUUAUAAUAAAUCAAUUACAACAAUGAAUACUUAUGCAGGUGGUCCUUUCCAACAAGCUUUUUCAGCAAUCACUAUGUUAAAUACAACUUGGUAUGAAAGAGGUGAUGAUUUAGAACAUAAUUAUCAAAGAUAUGGGUUUGAAUAUUUAAAUGAUGAUGAUAAUGGUUAUUUAAGAUGGUAUGUUGGUAGAGAUCCAACACUUACUGUUUAUUCUAAUGCAUUACAUCCAGAUGGUAAUAUUGGUUGGAGAAGAUUAUCAAAAGAACCAAUGUCAGUUAUAAUGAAUUUAGGUAUAUCAAAUAAUUGGGCAUAUAUAGAUUGGAAUAGUAUAAGUUUCCCAGCAAAUUUUCAUAUUGAUUAUAUUAGAGUCUAUCAACCAGCUAAUGAAAUAAAUAUUGGUUGUGAUCCUGCAGAUUAUCCAACUUAUGAUUAUAUUCAACAACAUUUAGAUAUUUAUUCAAAUGUGAAUUUAACUUCAUUUGAAGAUGCUGGUUACACAUUUCCAAAACAUAAAUUAAAUGGUGGAUGUUAA
Lodderomyces jiufengensis is the source of this 2127-nucleotide messenger RNA. It is a transcript of the gene KRE6, whose product is annotated as beta-glucan synthesis-associated protein. Lineage: Eukaryota; Fungi; Ascomycota; Pichiomycetes; Serinales; Debaryomycetaceae. The transcript has a single exon. Gene Ontology annotation, biological process: fungal-type cell wall organization; (1->6)-beta-D-glucan biosynthetic process. The coding region runs from base 1 to 2127 and encodes 708 amino acids. The record is from RefSeq and is a predicted model, not a curated record. Gene Ontology annotation, molecular function: glucosidase activity. Gene Ontology annotation, cellular component: plasma membrane; endoplasmic reticulum membrane.